AUGAAGUCAAUUGGAAUCAUCACGUUAGCACUGCUAACCACCUUAUCACUAGGUCAUGCUACUCACCCAAAAAAUCCAAUUUCAAAUGGUGAUGAACCACAACCUUUAUACUAUGAUAAUGGUGAUUUAAAUUUAGAUUCCCUUUCAUCAAAUUUAGAAUCAUGUUCAAUCGUAAAGGAACUUAAUGCUCAAAAAUUAAAAGAAUUCGAACAUGAACAAGAAUCAUGGAUCCAAUAUGUCUUUUCUAAAUUAUUUCCAUUUGAAAAUCCAGGUUUUAAUGCUAUUUUAGCUACAACUUAUAUCUCUGGACCACCAAAUUUAAUCCUAAGUUUUAUACCUGCUUCAAUUAAUCCAGCAAAAUUAUCCUUAUUGGUUAGUUUUGCCAUUGGUGGUUUAUUAGGUGAUGUUUUCUUGCAUUUAUUACCACAAACUUUUGUUGGUGAACCUGUUGAUCAUACAAAACAUUCAUUUGUACUUGUUGAUGAAAAAAGAAAUACUAUUUUGGGAUUAUUUAUAUUUAUUGGAUUUAUUUCAUUUUUUAUUAUUGAUAAAGGUUUAAGAAUUUUACAACAUCAACAAGGUGAAAAAUCUAAUGGUCAUAGUCAUAGUCAUGCUUCUUCAUCAGUUGAACAAAAGGAAUCAGAUCUUCAAUUAAGACAACAUAAAAAAACUGAUGGUGAUCAACCCCAAGAUGAACCAAUAAUUUCAAAUCCAAAUUCAAGUAUAAAAGCAAGUGCCUACUUAAACCUAAUCUCAGACUUUACACAUAACAUCACAGAUGGUUUAGCGAUUUCCGCAUCAUUUUAUAUAAGUAAAAAUGUUGGUUCAACAACAUGUCUUGCAGUAUUUUUCCAUGAAAUUCCUCAUGAAGUUGGUGAUUUUGCUCUAUUGAUCCAGGGGGGUUUUACAAAAUGGCAAGCUAUGAAUUCACAAUUUGUUACUGCUAUUGGUGCUUAUUUGGGUACUUUCUUGGGGAUUUUCAUUCAAAAUUUAGGUCAAAGUAGUUCAUCAGUUGGUGAAAAAGUUUUGGGGAAUGUUUCACCUGGUUUGUUUGGUACUAGUGUUACUACAGGUGAUUUAACAUUACCUUUUACCGCGGGUGGGUUUUUAUAUAUUGCAACUGUUGGGGUUAUACCUGAAGUUUUAGAAUUACAAAUUGAAAAUUCAAGAAAAAAAGAAUUGAUUAAUGGGGUAUUACAAUUGAUCUUUGUAUUUAUUGGUAUUUCAUUGAUGUUUUUAAUUUCAUGGUUUGAAUGA
Messenger RNA from Hansenula ciferrii, 1257 nucleotides. It is a transcript of the gene YKE4, whose product is annotated as Zn(2+) transporter YKE4. Gene Ontology annotation, biological process: zinc ion transmembrane transport; intracellular zinc ion homeostasis. NCBI's taxonomy places the organism in Eukaryota, Fungi, Ascomycota, Saccharomycetes, Phaffomycetales, Wickerhamomycetaceae. The transcript has a single exon. The record is from RefSeq and is a predicted model, not a curated record. Bases 1 to 1257 code for a protein of 418 amino acids. Gene Ontology annotation, molecular function: zinc ion transmembrane transporter activity. Gene Ontology annotation, cellular component: membrane.